GUUUAGUUGACGAUCAACAUCGAUGAACAGAUCGUAACGGGUUGUAUCAUAUCCAUCCUAUCGGCGACUUUGCUACUCGCCUGAGCUGAUUGCGAUCGCAGAGACUUUGCAGCGCUACAUCAUCUUGCAGUCGACGCCGCAUCGGCGGAACUUCUCUUGACCGUGACGUUGUGGCACGCAGUUUGCGAUAGUAGUAUCUUGUCAUGCGUCAGACCGAAAAAGAACGCCUACAUGACCUUGAUAAUUAUGUGAUGAACUACAUCCCAAUCCACCUCGUGCGCCUAUCAGACAUGGCCCUUGUUAGUCGCGAAGAUGUGAGGGAGCACUUCAAGGCGCGUUUUCUCCAGUCUGACGGUCCCCCGUCCGAAACUGUCAAAUAUGCCACUCUGUCUCACCGAUGGGGCCAAGGAGAGCCCACCUACGCUACAUUUGAAGAGAUGAAGAAGUCCGCGCGUAAAACUCCAGGACUCGAAAAGCUGAUGAAUUUCUGCGAAAAGGCCAAGGAGUGCGGUGCGGAAUUUGCGUGGUCGGACACGUGCUGCAUCGACAAGAGCAGCAGUGCCGAACUCGACGAGUCGAUUCGUUCCAUGUUCAAGUGGUAUCGCAACUCGCACGUCUGCAUCGUCUAUCUGGCGCAAAGCGAAACCAUCGAGGAUGUAUUGCAUGAUGAAUGGAUGGAGAGAGGCUGGACGUUGCAGGAACUCCUUGCACCUAUCCGUAUCAAAUUCUUUAACAAGCGCUGGAUAGCCAUCACUCGUAAUAACAACGACAAAGAUCACUCCAAGAUGAUGGAUACUCUGAACAGAGCCACUGGCAUCCCUCAUGGUGAUCUCCGUCGCUUCAAUAAUAUAUCUCCAUCCAACGUGGAUAAACGGAUGACGUGGGCAGCCAAACGCAAAACAACAAGGGUUGAAGACGUGGCCUACUCCCUGAUGGGAAUAUUUCGCGUUAGCAUGCAGAUCGCGUAUGGAGAAGGAGGAGACAGCGCCUUUGGCAGGCUCAUCGAAGCCAUCAUGCAGGCUGGUGACCCUUCUGUCCUCAACUGGAAGGGCGAGUCUGCAAGUUAUUGCAACUAUUCGCGUGCUAUUCCUCAAUCGCCACGGUGCUUCGUGGGCGAUGGACUUUUGAGUUACCGUGGCCAACUGGAGAUGACUAUGACCAGUCUUGGACUGCGAGUGCCUCUAGUGAUGCUCCCUCUCAAUUUCCAUUCCUUUUAUCUCUCGGGGGAUAAGGAAAUCCUGAAAUUUGAAUGCUCGCUGUGUCCAGCCCUCAAGAUUAAUAUUAAAAGUCCCUACAACCCGGGCUACGGCCACACCUUCAAAGAGCCCGGAAGGCACUAUGCAGUCGGGAUUGUCAAUUAUUCCCUUAUCGGUGAUGGGUCGCGCGAAGUCCUAAAGAUCUCGGGCAAGUCGGCUGGCUUCAUCUUGAUGAAAAGUGUUGACGACACCCCACCCGACCCUCCUUCAAGACCUGCCAGCUGUGUUGGGCUUCGAUUUGUCUCUCCCCCGCAGCGGGAGCUGUGUCCGUGGGAGGCGAUAGAAGGGGGCUUGGUCGAGGUCAAAUUCCCGAAAAUUAACAGUAACGACAUUUUUUACAUUGGUCGUGAGUACCUGGAGACUGUCUACAUAUAGUAGUGGCUCUACGAUAGCGAACAUCGUCAGUACUAAGUAAUUGUAAGCAGUGUUACUAACGUUUGGAAUAUCGGGCUGUCGUCUGCUUGAGAUAGC
Messenger RNA from Suillus paluster, 1727 nucleotides. RefSeq names its product heterokaryon incompatibility protein-domain-containing protein. Lineage: Eukaryota; Fungi; Basidiomycota; Agaricomycetes; Boletales; Suillaceae. The transcript has 3 exons. Bases 204 to 1631 code for a protein of 475 amino acids. The record is from RefSeq and is a predicted model, not a curated record.